Messenger RNA from Stylonychia lemnae, 2448 nucleotides. NCBI's taxonomy places the organism in Eukaryota, Ciliophora, Spirotrichea, Sporadotrichida, Oxytrichidae. The record is from the annotation of a GenBank genome assembly.
AUGACAGUAGAAUUGGAUCAUACUGGCGAUAAGUUUUAAGUAUAUAAGAUCAAAGAGUUUAAGGAUAUUGUGAAUGGAGAAUAGAAGACUAAACAAGAGAAAACAUUAUUAGGAGAGUGCUAAGUUGAUUUAAGACCUCUGGUAGGGCAUUUGGUCUCAUACUUUGAUGAGCAAAAGCUAAUUUAUCAAUCUUUGAAGUUGAUUAAAUCUGCUGACUUUUCCAAGAUGGGUGAGGCUCCUGGUAGACACAAUUAAAGAGACAUUAUUGAAUAGAAUGCUGGUAGGUUUAACAUAUCAUUAAAGCUUGUCGGUGAUUAAUAAAGCAAAUACGGAGAUACUCUAAUGCAGAGUUUAGAUAACAAAAAGCCAGAAAUUUCCUCAUCAUCAAUUCAAUACAUGCCACUUGAGAACCCAAAUUUCGAAUGGCGAAUCAGAGUUGACCUUAGAGCUGGUGUUGAUAUGCCUUUAAAUAGUAUGAAUCCACAUAAAAUGCCAUCUAUAUUUGCUGAAGUUGCGUGGUCUAAUACUCUAUACUAUUCAUCAGUCGAUCCAUAUACAAAAUAGUUCUCAGUAAUUAUUGAAGAAAAUAGGCAUCCUUAUUGGAAUUAGUAACUGAUAAUAAAUAAUCCUCCUUCUCAUCCAGAUGUUGAAGGCUUUUUUUGGUUUAGCUUCACAGAUAACACAGUUGGAGAGCCUUUUGAAAGAUUUUAUAUACCAUUGAAUUUCUUCAAGACUUUCAAACCUAUUCAUUUAGAAAUACAUCUGAGAGGAGGAGAUUACAAUGCUCAUCCUGUAAUUUAUGUUAGUUUAUGCCUUGAGAAAUAACUUGAAAGCUUUGUUGAUUCAAUUUGCACUGUAACUCUUCAUUGGGCUGACUUUGAUCCUAUUCCAUAUGUCUGCAAGCAAUUUAAUUGUCUUUUUACUACAGAUGGCUAUAUACCAACUGAUACUCCCUAUAUUACUAUUGAUCUUUAAGAUGAGUAGAGCAUUGCUAGAGCUUUCUAGUAUCAGAAUAAUCAAUCGUAUUCAUUAUAUCUAAGUCCAUCUCUCAGAAUCCCUCCAGAUCCAAUCAGAAAUAUUCAUAACUGCCUUACAUACUUUAGAAUGCCAAAGAGUUUCUUAGAUAGAAAAACAAGAAUAUUUAUUGUAGUUAAUGAAGAAUCAAAGUCACAUAAACAUCUCAUGCCCAAUAUUGUAGUAGGAGCUACUGAUAUACUUGACAUUGAUUUGAGAAGAAUGCUUUAUAACUACUCUCAUGAAAAAAUGACGUUCUCAGUGAAGUUUGAUGAGCAUAAUCCUAUGUAUAAAGCACUGGUUGUGUCGAAAUGCAGAUUAGAUUUAUCUUGUUUCCCAACAGAAGCAGUAGAUGAAUUUUUUGAGGAAAAUUUUGAAUACGAUUGGGAAGCUAGACGAGGCAAAGAAAAAAAUGAAAAGAUGGGUGGAACCUAUGACUAUUUUAAUGAGAAAGACAGAUGGCAAUUUCUAUCUAAAGAACUUCAAUAAAAGCAAGAACUUAUCCAUAGAGUCGCAAAAGAUAUUAACGAUAAAUCUGAAGAACUUAAGCUUAAAGGUAAAGAAAUGCUGGGUCUCAGGUCCUCAAUCAAGCAAUUAAAAUUGGAAAACUUUAAACUUCAUUAAAAACUACAAGAGGAGGAAAGAAUAGAAAGAUCUGUUGAAAUCACCAAGGAUAUCAUUUCAAUGUCAGCAACAGAAGUAAAAAAUAAACUUUUGAAAGUUGCUUAAGCCUAUAAGACUGAAAGGCUAAGAAAUCAUGAAUUCGAAGAGAAAAUUAAAGCUUGUUACAAUGAUUUAGAUACGAUCUAAGAGUUGGAAAAGGAAUUGGAUACCUUACAAAAAGAACAUGGUGUGAAAUCUUAAAAGCUGCUUGAACUGCAAAAGGAAACCUAGAAAGAAAUAACCUUUCAAGAAACUAUAAAAAAGCAGGAAGCAGUAAUAGCCAGACUUGAAAAUCUUCUAGAAAAUAAAGUCAAAAGCAAGGAGAAAGCCAGAGAAAAUACAAUAGAACUUGAUCAUCUUAAAGAAGAAAUAGCUAAACUAUAGCAUCAAGUUAAACAAGCAUCAUUUGGUCCAAGUAUGGAGAAUUCUGAAGUUGAGAGACUAAGAAGGGAGACUUAAAAUCUUGAAAAACUCUUAAGUGAUCUCAAGCAAGAACUGAUGAAUAGAAUGGAAAGCUAAAACCCUUAAUUGAAUUAUAACAACUAAGUAAAUAGCAAUGAAUACGAGGACUGGGAAGAUGAGAAAGUUGCUUAUGAGAUUAAACUACAAAGAGAGCAAAUGAGAGUAGAUACUAUAGAAGAGAACAUGCAAGUGAAUACUGCCAAGUUCUCAAAUGAAAUAAAUAUGUUGAAGCAAAUGCUAGCUGAGAAGAAUCAAAUGCUUAGAAACAUGGAUGUUGACCCAAAUGAAAGAUUAAGAGUUAAUAGAUGA